CUGUAUCCACCUCACAACAUGGCGUCUAACCCUUGUACUCACCAGUAAACUACAUUACCCAGUAACCUAUGCGACGUCGCCUUAGCAACUUUGCCUAGCAACCGCCACAAACGCCAAACCUUUGGUGACUACGACACAUCCAGAAAUGUGUGAAGUUUUCUAAAUAAGUUAAAAAUGGGAAAAAACUAUUACACUACAUUGGAAAUUAACCGAAGCGCAUCUGACGCGGACAUUAAACAAUCGUAUCGACGACUAGCACUGAAAUAUCAUCCACAAAACAACAACCAGCCAUGUGCUUAUGAGAAAUUCAACCAGCUUGCUGAAGCUUAUGAUGUUCUGAGUGACCCUCGAAAAAAGGCCACGUAUGAUAAGUUUGGAGAGGAAGGCCUCAGGGGUGGAAUUCCUCCAGAGUCAGCGGCAAGUGGUGCAUGGUCAUCUGGAUACACCUAUCAUGGAAAUCCCGAGAAAACAUUCAGAGAGUUUUUUGGUGGAGAUAAUCCUUUUGCUGAUUAUCACAUCUCCGAAGUGGAGCUCAGUUUUGGAGGCCUCCGUGGACGACAGAUGACAAAGCAGGAUCCACCCAUUGAGCGUGACCUGCAUUUAGCUUUAGAAGACCUUUUCCACGGAUGCACCAAAAAGAUCAAGAUAUCCCGACGUGUGAUGAAUGAAGACGGCCAGACGUCAAGCAUCAAAGACAAGAUUUUAACCAUCACCGUGAAACCAGGCUGGAAGGAAGGGACACAGAUUACAUUCCCUAAAGAGGGAGAUCAGGGGCCGAAUAGCAUCCCAUCAGACAUCAUUUUCAUCGUUCGUCAAAAACCCCACCCCCUGUUCGCCCGUCAGAAUGACGACUUGAUUUACACAGAAAACAUAACACUCGGGAAGGCAUUGACUGGGUGUUCAGUGGAGGUGGAGACACUAGAUGGCAAACUUCUCAACAUUCCUGUCAAUGAGAUUGUAUAUCCACAGUACAACAAGCUGGUGAGUGGAGAGGGAAUGCCUUUAUCCAGCAACCCGACUGCACGUGGAGAUCUGAUUAUCCACUUUAACAUCCAGUUCCCACAGAAGCUCUCUACCGAGAAGAAACUGCUUAUUAAGCAAGCCCUUUGCAUGUGACCCACUUCCCCAGUCUUAUGUCAUGUAUUGAUCAGUUCUGCUUCUGAGAAAUAAAACACUGCUUUAUUUUAAAAACUUUAUUAGCAAGCUUUUAAAAAAAGAAAAAAAGAAAAAAAAGAGCUAAAAAUAGACAAGAGAAAGAAUCAAGACCAGCUUUCUAGUCCGGGAUACACUUGAAUGAAUGUAACUGGGAAAUCAGUGGGGCUUUUAAGGGGGAGUUAAUAAGAGUUAAACAGAAAAGGGCACAUCACCACAGAACCCCUAGUGACCUACAGAGGAGUAGACCAAUUUUGGCGAGCCGCCAUCAUGGCACGUUUCAGCUGUUCAUAGGUGACGAACAUCACCACAUUCCAGGAGCCCAGCCUCAGGAAAGAAGGCAUAAACCUGUAGAGUUAAGGGAUUUAUUUAAAAACAAGCAAGCAAACAAAAUCCACAACACUGCAGGUAAUUUCAGUGAUAUAAAAAUUAAUCCAAUUUAUCUUACCCCUUAUAGAAGGCCAUAGGCCCCUCCUUGGUCAACAUGGCCAGAGCACAGUUCAGGGCACUGCUGUAUUGGCCAUGAGCAGAGUUCAUGUAUCUUGUUUUCACAACAUCAACUGGCGAAGCAAUCACUGUGGUGCAGAAACCAGCCCCAAAUGCAGAUGUGAAGUGACAUGGAAGGUCAUCUGUAAGAAAUAAUGAUGCGUUAUUGCUGGUGCCUUAUGAACAAUACUAAAUAAUAUCCAUUAUUUAACACUGGCUUACCAGUCAUUGGUGUAUUUCUCAAAAGAGCAUCUUUGAUGAGGUCAUAAGUCACCAGUUCAGUACAAUUCACAAUGGCAUUGCGGGUGAUGUUUGGGCCGGUUCCUGAAAUUUUAAAAUUACACUUCUGUAUCAGACUUUAUAAGCUACUAAUAUGCCACAGAUGUUGUAAGCACCAGAUUUACCUUUCCACAGUCCACGAAAACCCUCCUCCUUGGCAAUGGUUCGGUAGGCAUCCAUGGUGCCAUGGUAGCGUUUGUUUGCAGCACCAGCGCUGACCUGAGCCUGAAAACGCACCUUCACCACAUCUGUUGGUUGAGCCAAAGCAACGGCCAUUGCACCAGUGGUGCAGCCUGCCAGCAGGCGACUACCGAUCCCCACAUCUAGGAAAAGGGGCAGGUUUCACAUUGAGUACAGAGUUUGGCUGCAAGACAAUCACAUUUGUUCAAAAACUUACGAUCAGAUCCUUUGGUGUAAAACUGCUUAACCGAGUCAUACAGGCCAAUGCGGACAGAAGCAAAGCUCAUCUGGCGCUGCAGUCCAGCGACCAGGCCAUUGUAGAGACUCCGUGGCCCUUCUGUACGCACCAUGGUGGCAAUGGUGCCAAACACGCCACGGUACUUCAUCGCCUGGGCAGCACUAGCUUUCGCAGUACCACUGGUCUCCCCUUGGAUCUGUACAGAACAAAAGGGGCAUGGAAAGGCUUUACAGACACUAAGUAGGGCCACUUGGAAGAGGGAACAGUCUCCAGCCACAUGAUGUCCAUGAUGUCAGUCCAGGAUCUGCACAGGUCCUAGGGUGUAAGCUCCUGGUUCAGCUUAAAUGACUAGUGCAAAGUGCAUUGGAAGUCGAGAAGGAAAAAAAAUAGGGGAAAGCCGAUGUCAGUGUGUGACUUUCAAAGUUCAUCAAAGAUCAAUAUCAAACUCAUUCAGGCAUAAAAGCUGGUCCUGCUGCAUGGAGGGAAGAAAGAUUAACCGAUGUUCCUCAGGGAAACUCUUAACGCAGUACCAUACCUUCCGUUAUUGCUGCUGAGCAAAGUGUCAUUUUAUAGACCCUUACCUGGAGCCGAACUUUGGCCGUGUCUAGAGGAAAGGUGACCAAGUCAGCGAUGCAUGCUGCAGUACCAGCGCCGAUAAACUUCACAGCAGCUGUUGGGGGCACAUCCGCAGGUCUGAAGCCAACCAUUUUUCUAUUUGCUGGAAUUAGUAGCUGGAAAAAGGAUCUUGAAGACCAAUGAUGUGAAAACAAGAUAGGUGAACUCCACCCAGCUCUGGAAAACAAAAAUGGAAAUGAGACAUAUCCAUUUAAAAGUUCACCACACUAGUCUCAGAUGUUGGUGUGCACUCAGGUUUAUUUUAUUACUUUAUAUUAUAGGUUUUAAUGUAUUAACAAGUACAUUUAAAAUCCCUUUCAGUAUUUUAAGGAGUUUUUGUAUGUGCCAUUCUAGUUUUCAGCAUGCAACCACAUCAGGGUUCUCCUUUUCUUAGGAGAGCGACAUAGAAUGUCUUUGUACAGUUUACACAACACCGAGUCUGCUACAUGUUAGUCAGCUCAGAUGGAGGCAGGAGGCUUUUUAACUAGAUAAUGGGUCAGUUGACACCAAGAAGAGUCAAGUCAAGAGUCAAAAAGGGGAACAUUCAACCCCCUGAAAACUUUGUCGGAUUAGUGCAGCGACAAAAAGUCUCUGCUCAGCAAUUUUACAGGUUUACGGAAGUGGAGCCUCCGCCUGUUAAUUAGUUUAUCAUCGACCCACAGAAGUCAAAAAAAAAAAAAAAAAGUGAUGUCAGUGGAUUACUGAUUCAACAGAGAAAACGGAACUGAAAUGGCCAUGCGUCUCAUUUUAGUAGAAGAUAUCUGAAAGCUCAAUACAAGGAAGUACCGGUUAUAAGCAAUGUGUUGGUGGUAUUGCUGAGAAAUAAUAAAAUAAAAUAAAUAAAAAAAGUAUUACCUUCACUCAAGAGACCCCGGGCAAUGAAGCCAGACAAAGUCAAGAUUCUCUAAAAGCGUCCCUCUGGUUGAAAUUACUUUCAACUAUAAUCUGGUUGCCUUGUUCUUCCAUAGAAAACAGCUCAGAAAACAGACACUUAAAAAACAUACUCCUGGAAAACAACAAGA
This is a messenger RNA of Hemibagrus wyckioides, 3972 nucleotides long. It is a transcript of the gene dnajb13, whose product is annotated as DnaJ heat shock protein family (Hsp40) member B13. The transcript is spliced from 8 exons. Bases 175 to 1116 code for a protein of 313 amino acids. Gene Ontology annotation, molecular function: protein-folding chaperone binding. Lineage: Eukaryota; Metazoa; Chordata; Actinopteri; Siluriformes; Bagridae. The record is from RefSeq and is a predicted model, not a curated record. Gene Ontology annotation, cellular component: cytosol.